CGAGUUGCGGCAUAACCUUCACAACAAAAACUGAGAGGUCGACGCUAUACUUUUGACUAUGGCGGAUCAUUCCUCAUCUGAGCCAUUUUCAGCUCCCACGAGUCCACGUGAUAGGCCGGAGCAGUCUGAAAGAUCUGAGAGAGGAUUAUUCUCCUCUAGUCCUGGACGUAGUGAUCUGCCUCCGUUUGAAGAUGAGUCUGAGCUUCUCGGAGAGGAGAGGGAAGAGGAGGAAGAAGAUGGAGAGGAGCUAUUCGGGGAUCGUCUUGAACAGGACUACCGUCCAAUUCCGGCACUUGAUGUGUAUGACCCGGAUGCUCUGGAUGACGAUGAGUAUGACGACCUUGCACCAGAUGUCCGGGCAGAAGUGGAGAGAAAGUUGAGAAAAAGAGACAGAGAUGAGGCUCUUGCAACUGGGCGUAUGAGAAGAGGUCUUCUUUAUGAUGAAAGUGAUGAGGAAGAAGACAGACCAAGUCGGCGGAGACGAGUUGCCGAGAGAGCUGCUGAGGGGAUAGAAGAAGAUGAGGAGAUGCUGGAGAGUAUUGAAAACUUGGAAGACAUGAAGGGACAUUCGGUGAGGGAGUGGGUGUCUAUGGCUGGGCCAAGGCUGGAAAUUUAUAACAGAUUCAAGAAUUUUCUACGUUCAUUCGUGGAUGACAAAGGUCACAACUUGUAUCGAGAAAAGAUUCGUCAAAUGUGUGAAAGUAACAAAGAGUCCCUUGUAAUUGAUUACAACAUGCUGGCUUCAGAAGAGCAGGUCUUGGCGUACUUCCUGCCCGAAGCGCCAGCUGAAAUGCUGAAGAUAUUCGAUGAGGCUGCCAAGGAGGUUGUGCUCUCCAUGUUUCCAAACUAUGAUCGUAUUGCAAAAGAGAUUCAUGUUCGAAUUGCAGAGCUCCCUCUUGUAGAGGAAUUAAGAUCACUUCGGCAACUGCAUCUGAACCAGUUGAUUCGUACCGGAGGGGUUGUGACCAGUUCUACAGGUAUCCUGCCUCAACUCAGUAUGAUCAAAUAUGAUUGUGUCAAGUGUAAUUUUAUCUUGGGUCCAUUCCAACAAAAUCAGAACCAAGAAGUCAAGCCUGGUUCCUGUCCAGAGUGUCAGUCGCCUGGUCCGUUCGAAAUAAACAUGGAACAGACGAUAUAUCAAAACUAUCAGCGUAUAACCAUACAGGAAAGUCCCGGCAAAGUAUCUGCUGGUCGAUUACCCCGAUCCAAAGAUGCCAUUUUGUUGGCAGAUCUUGUAGAUUGCUGUAAACCUGGAGAUGAAAUCGAAUUAACAGGGACUUAUCAUAACAACUAUGACGGUUCUCUCAAUACAUCAAAUGGGUUUCCAGUAUUUGCCACUGUCAUUGAAGCCAACCACAUUGUCAAGAAAGAUGACAAGAUGGCGGUUGGAACAAUGACUGACGAGGAUGUGAAAGCCAUUAUUGCACUUUCCAAAGAUGAAAGAAUUGGAGAGCGUAUUUUUGCUAGUUGCGGACCAUCCAUAUACGGGCAUGAAGACAUAAAGAGAGCUAUAGCAUUAUCCAUGUUUGGUGGAGAACCGAAAAAUCCAGGCCAAAAACAUAAAGUGCGUGGUGAUAUCAACAUCUUGAUUUGUGGUGACCCCGGUACAGCAAAGUCCCAGUUUUUGAAGUAUGUGGAGAAGACUGCCUCACGGUGCGUCUUCACAACAGGACAGGGUGCAUCUGCUGUGGGUUUGACGGCCUACGUACAGAGGAAUCCAGUAUCUAAAGAGUGGACUUUAGAAGCUGGUGCCUUGGUGUUAGCUGAUAAAGGAGUCUGUCUCAUUGACGAGUUUGACAAGAUGAAUGACUCUGAUCGUACUAGUAUACACGAAGCCAUGGAACAACAGAGCAUAUCCAUUUCAAAAGCUGGUAUUGUGACGUCAUUACAAGCCCGGUGUUCGAUAAUAGCAGCGGCCAAUCCUAUUGGAGGAAGAUACAAUCCAUCACUUACUUUCUCGGAAAAUGUUGAUCUUACAGAGCCUAUAUUAUCAAGAUUUGACAUCCUGUGUGUUGUCAGGGAUACGGUUGACCCUGUAGAGGAUGAGUUACUUGCAAGAUUUGUUGUUGACAGUCACGUUAAACAUCACCCAUCCAGUGAUCCAAGCGAUAAAGAAUUACCGACAUUGGGAGCAUUAUAUGGUGCAGAGCUGAUCCCGCAAGAUUUAUUAAAAAAAUAUUUAAUUUAUGCCAAGGACAAAGUACAUCCGAAACUGCAUCAGAUGGACCAAGACAAAAUUGCCAAAAUGUAUUCUGAUUUAAGAAGAGAAUCAAUGGCUACUGGUAGCAUUCCAAUCACUGUGAGGCACAUAGAAUCUAUGAUACGCAUGGCUGAAGCUCAUGCCAAGAUGCACUUGAGGGGUCAUGUCAAUGAAGAUGAUGUCAAUAUGGCGAUACGAGUUAUGCUUGAAAGCUUCAUAGAUACGCAGAAAUUCAGUGUUAUGCGUAGUAUGAGAAAGAACUUUUCACGUUAUUUGGGUUUCCGUCGAGACAACAAUGAGUUGCUCCUGUUUGUUCUGAAACAACUUGUACAAGAGCAUUCAAGCUUCCAUCGUACUCGACAUGGGGCUGAUCAAGAGUAUGUUGAGAUAUCUGAAAAAGAUCUUGCGGAAAAGGCAAGACAGAUCAACAUCCACAACUUGGUUGGAUUCUACGAAAGCGAAAUCUUCCGCGCCCACAAGUUCACACACGACGCCAGGAAAAAACUUAUCAUUCAAACUUUAUAGAUAAAUCUCUCAACACAAGCUAUGUGUCUAUACCCAAUUAUACAUUUAUAUAUAUAUAUAUUGUUGUUUUUCAUUCGUAAUUAUCCAUCAUUAUCUGUUUGUGUGACAGAUUUGGUGCUUACUCACAAAUACUGAAGUCAUCUUAUUAGUAAUACCUAAAUAUAUUCUGCACAUGUUUAGUUGCAAUCUCUCACCAUUGUGAUAUCGCUCUUAUGUGAAAAUGACUUGUAUCAGUCAAAGCUAUUCAAUUCAUACAACACCUAUGCACUGUUAUAUGCAUAGGUACCCCAACACUCACUGCCAAUUUUGACAUGUGAAAUUCAAAUAGAAUUUAUUUAUUCGUCAUUCAUUGUUUUCACUGUGCAUCUGUAUUAUUUUUUUAAUUAAACAAUUGAUAUGUUCUGUAGAAAAGAGUAUUUUUGUAAGUUUACAACAAAAGUGAAGGUAAUAAAUGUGAAGAUGGCUAUGUCUAAAGCCAA
Saccoglossus kowalevskii is the source of this 3204-nucleotide messenger RNA. RefSeq names its product DNA replication licensing factor mcm2-like. Gene Ontology annotation, cellular component: nucleus; MCM complex. NCBI's taxonomy places the organism in Eukaryota, Metazoa, Hemichordata, Enteropneusta, Harrimaniidae. Gene Ontology annotation, molecular function: 3'-5' DNA helicase activity; single-stranded DNA binding; ATP binding. Gene Ontology annotation, biological process: double-strand break repair via break-induced replication; mitotic DNA replication initiation; DNA replication. The record is from RefSeq and is a predicted model, not a curated record.